Agrilus planipennis (emerald ash borer) is the source of this 1063-nucleotide messenger RNA. It is a transcript of the gene Hus1-like, whose product is annotated as checkpoint protein HUS1. The transcript has 6 exons. Gene Ontology annotation, cellular component: nucleolus; checkpoint clamp complex; site of double-strand break. The coding region runs from base 67 to 942 and encodes 291 amino acids. Gene Ontology annotation, biological process: nucleotide-excision repair; mitotic DNA replication checkpoint signaling; double-strand break repair via homologous recombination. The record is from RefSeq and is a predicted model, not a curated record. Lineage: Eukaryota; Metazoa; Arthropoda; Insecta; Coleoptera; Buprestidae.
UACGUUUUAUACAGGUAUAGGUUAUAAUAAUAUAGUUUGUUGUUUUCAGUUUAAGCCCUUACAAAAAUGAAAUUUCGGGGGGUAAUGACGGAUGCAAUAGCAAUGAAAGAUUUUAUGAAUGUAGCAGUUGCUGUUUCUAAAUUGGCUAAAGAAUGUGUAAUGAGAAUAACAAAAAGAAAAGUUUAUUUUAUAAUAUCAGAAGAAGAUGCUGGUCCUCGUAGACCUUUGGUUUGGUGUGAACUACCUGUUAAUUUCUAUUUCAGUGAAUAUAUUUUAGAAGGUGUUAAUGAAGACUACAAUGAAAUCUAUCUGUCUUUUGCAACAGGUAUGUUGUCUCGUUCCCUUUCAACUCUCAAGCAGAAUCCGAAGUCCCUUAAAGUAAAAUUAACAAACAAACAAACACCCUGUCUUACACUAGAAAUAGAACUGAUUUCUGGAGAAGGAAUACAAAAUAGACAAUGUGUCCAUGAUAUUCCUGUAGAAACUAUUUCAAGAAAACACUGGAAAGAUUAUGAAGAGCCACAUUUUAAUGAUUUUCAUGUUACUCUGCAGAUGCCACAUUUAAAACCAAUUAAGAAUAUUGUUGAACGUAUGAAAAAUAUAAGCAAUGCACUUACAGUUUCAGCAACAAAAGAUGGGAGAUUAACACUAGCAAUCCAAGAAACAACAGUAAAUAUGUCUGCACAUUUCCCUGACUUAAGUGUUGAAUCCUUUGCAGGCAAUAUCCAUGGGUUUACAAAAACUGUUACUGAUGAAGAUAACUUAGAAAUUGUAAGUGCAACAAUAGACAUUAAAAAAUUUCUAAUGUUUAUAACUGGAAUGCACAUAAAUAAUAACUGUACGACAAUAUGUAGCAUAGUACAAGAAAAAAUGGUAAAACUCUUUCUGGAACAACCGGGUUCUCUUUCCUUACAGUGUUUCCUAACUCAACUAAUCAUAUGAGUUAAUUAAAUACUGUUUAAUUAAUAUUUUUGUAUGCUAAUGUUAAUACAAUCUCAAUCAACUGUAAUGCAUCUUUUUGUUUAAUUUGAUUAUUUGAAGAAUAAAGUAACUUUAUAAUUUA